This is a messenger RNA of Racocetra persica, 141 nucleotides long. NCBI's taxonomy places the organism in Eukaryota, Fungi, Glomeromycota, Glomeromycetes, Diversisporales, Gigasporaceae. The record is from the annotation of a GenBank genome assembly.
CAAAGCAUUCUAAAAAUUUAUCUAAUUCAAUUAAAUCUAUUAAAUCUUCAAACAAAAAACAAAAAACCCAAAGUGAGAAGCACACAAAGACUAGUUUGAUUUGGAAGUAUUUCGAAGAAACUAAAGUUCGAGACAAUGAUG